AAAUGUAUCAUUCGAAGAGUAACAUACACGUUGUCAAGAUGUCCCGCGAGGAGUCGCUACAUAUUAUUAGGAAGUUUUUCGUGGACGUCUUUUUAAUAUCAGGACUGGUAUUAGGUAUAUAUGCAACACAAACAUACUGGGUGCCCUUCGAGAGGGGUUUCUUCUGUGGAGAUGAGAGUCUAAUGUUUCCAUACAGGAAUGACACCGUAACCACUCCAAUGCUCAGGCUUUUCGGGCUCGGUUUACCUGUGUUAGCUUUUUUCGUUUGCGAAUGGGUGCUGCUUCGAAAAGUGACCGACGAAAAACGAAUUUUAAGUCUGUACGUACCAGCGUGGCUCCGAGGUUUCUACUGUCCUCUGGCAUCGUUCGGCUUUGGCACUUGUUUCAUUGAACUAACCACCAACAUCGCUAAGAACGUUAUUGGCAGACCGAGGCCGCAUUUUUUUGACCUUUGCAAACCUUCAAUAGACUGUACUUUACCAGAAUGGCAGAAGCGUUAUAUUCAGGCGAACGAGUACGAAUGUUUGGGCGAACAGACGGAUAAAUUCAUGGAUAUGCACAUGUCUUUCCUCAGUGGACACUCCGCCUGGUCCGCGUUCACUAUGUUCUAUUUAGCUUUAUAUUUAGAGAAGAGGAUGGUAUGGCGUGGGACCCGUGUGCUGCGUCACUCUUUGCAAUUCGCGGCUGUUAUGCUGAGCUGGUUCACAGCUCUCUCAAGAGUUUCUGACUACAAGCACCAUUGGAGCGACGUACUGGCCGGGUACUUCCUCGGGCUUACAUUUGCCGUGCUAGUCUGGACAUGGGGAACGGAUAUAUUGGAACCUAAAAAGAAACACAAUCCUUUACCCCUUCACGACACCACCAUGCAACACUUACAAAUGGCUGCGCCGGCGUGAUCGUUGUCCUUUAAGGGAAAACGUUACACUAGUUUAAAACCCCGUGAAUAUAAUAAUAGAAUAAUUGAAUAAAUAUUAUAAAUUCUGAUAAUAAUGUAGAGCGUCAAAAUCAAUAUCGUGAAUGAAUGGUUAAAAGUUAUUUGUAUUGUAGUAAAAAUGUAUAUGUAGUUUCGUGUAUACCAAAUACGUAAUAAGAUCUCAUUUAGAAAAAAAUAAAAAAACUAGCGCCAACGUAAAAAUGAUUAGCAAAUACGCAAUAUAGAAAAAUGUUGCUUUUAGUAACAAUUUUGUCAGUUUAAUGAUUAUAUCAAAUCACGUAAAAAAAUUAAAUAUAUACAUAUAGUUUUCGUUCAUAUGUUUUGUUUAUACAUUUUUCGUUGAUGGACUAAUUAUUAUAUUAAAUGAUCUGAUUGUUAA
Molecule: messenger RNA, 1313 nt
Organism: Vanessa atalanta (red admiral)
Lineage: Eukaryota; Metazoa; Arthropoda; Insecta; Lepidoptera; Nymphalidae
Product: putative phosphatidate phosphatase
Exons: 6
Coding region: 3-896 (297 amino acids)
Biological process (GO): phospholipid metabolic process; signal transduction; phospholipid dephosphorylation
Molecular function (GO): phosphatidate phosphatase activity
Source: RefSeq, a predicted model, not a curated record